Messenger RNA from Oryza brachyantha (malo sina), 921 nucleotides. RefSeq lists its product as uncharacterized. The coding region runs from base 21 to 782 and encodes 253 amino acids. The transcript has 2 exons. The record is from RefSeq and is a predicted model, not a curated record. Lineage: Eukaryota; Viridiplantae; Streptophyta; Magnoliopsida; Poales; Poaceae.
CGGAGCAGAGAGUGGUCAGCAUGACGGCGUUCAUGGCGGGCGGCGGAUCGAUGGGGGCUUCUCCGACCAGCUGCACCUGCAGGCCGGCGAGCUUCGUCACCCCACGCAGCCUGUUCAACUGGGGCAGAAGCGCGAACGAAGCCGGCCCGCCACCGCCACCGCCGCCGCCGGAGUUUCGGUACCACAACGUCGCGCCGCCGUUCCCCGCGUCCCUCGUCGCCAACACCCACCUCAGAGGCCGCGAGCUGAGAUGCUGCUACAAGGCCACCGUGGACGGCUUCAGCGCGACGGACUUCCACCGGCGGUGCGACUUCAAGGGCCCCUGCGUGGUCGUCGGCAGCACGACGGCGCGCGCGGCCGGCGCCGGCGGCGGGCUCAGGUUCGGCGGGUUCAGCCCGGAGGGGUACCGCAGCACGGACGACUACUACGACACGCUCGACGCCUUCCUCUUCUACUGGCCGGAGGCCUCCGCGGCGGGGGCGCCGGUGGUGCUGCCGAAGGUGGGCGGGAGCGGGGCGGCGCUGUUCGACUACGCGCGCGGCGGGCCGCAGUUCGGCGCCGACGGGCUGCUCAUCGGCCCGCCGCUGACCGCCGUGAUGGGGGUGUUCACGGGGCCCGACUCCAGCGCCGGCGCCGGCGACCUCCGGAGCGCGCGUUCUCGGCUCGGGCUGUCGUACGCGAGGCGGCCGGACGGCCAGGAGAGCCUGUUCGGCGACGACAGCAGGGCCGAGCUCGACGAGGUGCUCGUCUUCUGUAGCCCGCAGAUCGCAAGCCUGUACUAAUAAUAUUUCUAGUAUAUUAUAUUAUUAUAAGAUGUCCAUAUUUUAUUCAGAUUUAUAUAGAUAUUAAUAUACCUGCACACUUGUAUAAAAUAUAUAAUGGUCUAUUUAAAUAUGUGGAUCGAACCAAAAUAUCUUAUAA